AUGACGCCCAGCCUCAGCGCCGACCUCAGUGGAAGGGCGCAGAAUGUGGAUGAAAACUACUUCAACAAGGUCGUUAAGAAGAGGGUUCACGACUCCGGGUUCACAAACUCCUCGAUUGUGGCCUUCGUCGAAAGGUUCGGUCUCUACAAUCGCGCCACUGAACGCUGGAGCAAGUUCGACGCCGUGUCCGACGUGGAUCUCUGUGUACUACUCCUCCAGAUAUUCAGAAAUGUUAUCAAAAGUUUUGGCAUUAAGAAACGUAACGUUAUAAAAACACAUUCCACGAAGCUGGGCGACGGCGACUGCUCCUGGAGAGGGUCAAAGGGGUCCAGCAUGAAGGGCAAGCCCCUCCCGGGUCGUCUCACCGAUAAGGUCUUACGACGCCUCGUACUCGAAGCGCACGGCAAACCGAUUUGGCAGCUCGAGACUCCGAAACAGUUCUUGGGCCUUUCGCGACGCGGUUGUUGUCUGUUUCCGGGCCAUCGUAAUUUGUGGGAUAAUGGCAUCCUUCACCGGGAUGUCAGUAUCAACAAUAUCCUCAUCAGAGAUGAUAAUGCAGAAGAAGGCUCCCGAGGGACACUUAUCGACCUAGACUUGGCGACUUGCUUCGGGCCUGACAUUAGGCUGCCCAACCCCGACAGUAGAACGGGUACGCUGGAGUAUCAAUCUAUCUUUAUCAUGAUGUCCGAAGAGGAAAAGGAAGAAAACCCACCCGCCGUUCUCCUGCCCCAUGACCAUCUCGACGACCUUGAAUCUUUCUUCUGGGUAUUCUGUCGUGUCUGCACGGGCUACGACCAACAAGGGUCCAAGGUCAAGUGCCCAACCAUCGAGAGGUGGGAGAGCGAACACCUCAUCGUCCGACUGUACAGACGGACGUUCCUGUCAAUGGACGCCGAGUGGCUGCAGCACAAUGAAGUCGUGCACAACUUUGGCGCUGUAUUAGUUGCCGGUCUCGUACCAGGAGAUGAACGUACUCGCGAAGGAGCACUAUGCGAGAUUUUGGAGUUGUUGGAAAAGGUGCUCAUGAAUUUGGCAAAGGAGGAAGGAGAGGAGGAGAAGGAGAACGUACCACCACACACCGCAGCGUCAAUAUCUACCGCGCCAUCGCACCAACCAGCCCCCUUGUCAUCUCAUAAGUCCAGUCAUGCCGCCGGUGUGAAGCGAAAGUGCGAUCAGCGAGACGAACAUGACCCGGAUGCUACCGAAGAGGCCACGGACACGGUUGGAAACCGCCAGAUUGGCCGAGAAUGA
Messenger RNA from Cyclocybe aegerita, 1251 nucleotides. NCBI's taxonomy places the organism in Eukaryota, Fungi, Basidiomycota, Agaricomycetes, Agaricales, Hemipholiotaceae. The record is from the annotation of a GenBank genome assembly.